GAUCCCGUUAUUUGUCGGGGGUCAAAUCAGAUAGGCAAGCCUAUAAUCCCCUCACCCCACAACAGUCUUGUUUGAAUCAUUUCCUACAUACAUUCCUUUGCGACGCCAAUCCGAGACACCUUAAAACCCCGCUCACAGUCUGGAGCUCUCGUCCAAUAGACUUGGAGCGAGAUCAGCUGAUUUUUUCACGCUGCCAUUUUGUCCGGCGGAGCAGCAGCCAGUCAGUCGGUGUUGUAAAGCGGUGCCGAAAGCCACGACUUGGGAAAGACUUCCACGAACACACAUACACACGCAUACACACACACCAACCCUAACCCGGAGAGCGCCAGGGGAUCCAACCGACCGAUCAUGUGUAAAAACGAUCCGAUCUUCAUGGCGGAAGACAAAAGUUGUUGAGACUCGGGAGCGCAGGAGGAAGAGCGAUCCGCGAACGAACCUGUCAUUCGGAUCACGGCGGCGGGCCACAGACUCGGGAUUUUCGGACUGUCAGACCCCAGAGGCUUGGCUGUCUGGGCUGCAUUCCCCACUAGCAUUGUGGUGGCUAUCCCAGCGAGCUAACAGAGGAAUAUACUCUUCACUUUUUUCAUUUCUGGUGGAAAAGCAACCCGGACACAAUUGCCCAACCCCUGAGGUAACAGGACCCGUUCAGUCUAAAGGAGUCCCUUCUUCGAGUCCACACCACUUUUCCCUCGUCGCUCGGGGGAGCUGAGAGCGAACACUCCCUGCGGUACCAGGGCCAAGGCUCAUGUGGACCAGUGGACGUGGAGGACCCGGGAUGUCCGGUUCAGAGCUGGGCUCAAUACUCUGAUUUAUAACGGACCCUCUUCGUUACUCGGUGAUUGAUCGGACUUGUAAAUCGCUUAUUUGAACCAACAACAGGACGUACAAGUCGGGCCAGCUAUGUGCAUUUGUGGCCAGAAAGUGAUUUUCAGUGUUUACAACUUCCACCGUGGGACUGUGUCCGCCGGGUUCGAGUCCUGCAACACUAACAUUAGCUAACGUUCAUACAAACCCCUUUUUAGACUAGACUCGUUUGUUAGUCCAUAGGUGAAGUUAGUGUGGAGGAAUAAAAGUGUCGGCCUACCGCUGAGCACCCAGUCGGGACAGGCUUGAGAUUUGAAUGUUGGGGUUUUAAUACCGAGCUUAUUCGACACAUUCUUUGCCUUUUGGAUUAUUGCGACCUGUGACCUGUCACACACGGCGAUCACACGGCACAUACUUCCCUGCGUUAACCUUAAAGUGGCCGAAACGACCUCAUCUGGAGGUGUAUCUGCCCACCGCUGGUACUUGUACUUGUGAGUGGAGUCACGUAACGAUCCCUGAGGGAGCAAUCAAUCGAUUUGAUCAUUAUUGGGCUAUUUUAGCUGAGUGGAGGAAAGGAGCUUAGAGAGGAGAAUGUCGGGCCAAUCCAUCACGGACCGGAUCGCCGCCGCUCAGCACAGCAUGACCGGCUCAGGGAUCAGCAAGGCGGUGUGCAAGGCGACCACGCAUGAAGUCAGUGGACCAAAGAAGAAACAUCUGGAUUACUUGAUCCACUGCACCAAUGAGAUGAACGUGAGCAUCCCCCAGCUGGCCGACACGCUGUUCGAGAGGACCGCCAACUCCAGCUGGGUGGUGGUCUUCAAGUCCCUCAUCACCACACACCACCUCAUGAUGUACGGCAAUGAGCGUUUAAUCCAGUACUUGGCGUCCAGAAACACCCUCUUCAAUCUCAACAACUUCCUGGAUAAAGGAGCCCUUCAAGGUUACGAAAUGUCUACCUUCAUCCGGCGGUACAGCCGCUACCUGAACGAGAAGGCCAUGUCCUACCGGCUGGUGGCUGUAGACUUCACCAAGAUGAAGAGAGGGAUCGAUGGUGUGAUGCGCACCAUGAACAUCGAGAAGCUGAUCAAGACCCUGCCCAUCAUCCAGAACCAGCUGGACGCUCUGCUGGACUUUCAGGCCAGUCCCAACGAGCUGUCCAACGGUGUGAUCAACGCAGGCUUCAUGCUGCUCUUCAAAGACUCCAUCCGUCUGUUCGCCGCCUACAAUGAGGGAGUCAUCAACCUACUAGAAAAGUACUUUGACAUGAAGAAGAAUCAGUGUAAAGACGCGCUGGAUAUCUACAAGAAGUUCCUCUGUCGCAUGACCAAGCUGUCCGAGUUCCUCAAAGUGGCUGAGCAAGUUGGAAUAGAUCAGGGUGACAUCCCCGAUCUCUCACAGGCCCCCAGUAGUCUCCUGGAUGCUCUGGAGCAGCACCUGGCCUCCCUGGAGGGGAGGAAGACCAAGGAGCUCAGCGCAGAUAGGGCCUCCACGCUGUCCAGCGCCGUGUCGUCCCUGGCCACCACGGGGAUGAGCUUCAGCCGCAUGGACGAGAAGGAGAAGCAGCAGGCGCUGGAGGAGGAGCAGGCCCGGCUGCAGGCCCUGAAGGACCAGCGACUGAAGGAGAUGAACACGCAGACUCCGCCCUCCUCCUCCCCCAGCAGCCAAUCAGUGAGCAGCGGCAACAACAACCACGUCACACACAGCUCAGAGUUCUUCACACCGACGCCAUCCAACAGUAUGCCCAGUCUGAACAGCGACCUGUUCGACCUGCAGCCAGCGUUCAUCCCUGCAGUGCACAGCAACCCCUCCUUAAACACCACCACCAGUGCCUGGGGAGGGAUGGAGAACCAGUCGGUACCGCCUCCCGCCGCCGUGGCCAUGGCGGUAGAUUUUGACGCUGUGUUUGGGAAUAAGGCGGCCCCCCCGAGUCACAAUGGCACUCAGCCUGCACCUGGGUUUGAUGCUCUGGGGGAGCUCCUGAAGCCCACCAUGCCCGCCCACGGCGGCCCCCCUCCCCCCGCCAUGGCCUUCCACCCCGGGGCCAAGCUGCUGGCCUCCGACCUGGACUCCUCCCUCGCCAACCUCGUGGGCAACCUGCAGUUCGGUGGGACACCCAUCAAGAAGCCCGACAUGCAGUGGAGCCAGCAGGGGGAGAAGAAGCUGACCGGGGGCCACAUGCAGAACAAGACCAUGUCCACCACGCCCUGGACCUCCGCCCCCAUGGCGCCCCAGCCCAUGCCCGUGCCGGUGAAUGGCUUGUUCUAUACUAGUUAUAGUCCAUCUCCCAUGGCGUUUCCCAUGGCAACACCACAAGUGCCUGUUUAUGAAUGGUGAGCACACACACACACACACACACACACUCACUCACUCACUCACUCACUCACUCACUCACUCACUCACUCACUCACUCACUCACUCACUCACUCACUCACUCACACUCUCUCACAACUCUCUCACACACACACACACACACACACACACACACACACACACACACACACACACACACACACACACACACACACACUCUUUUAUUAUUGCCUCUUAAUUCUGUCCCCCCCCCCUCCAAGGUCCCGCCCCAGAUGGCCCAGAUGGGCGGAGUCUCAGUCAUGGCCCCUCAGCAAAUCAUGUACAACCAGCCGGUCCUCAGACCCACCAACCCCUUCGCCCCCAUACCUGGAGCCCAGAUGCAGUUCAUGUAGACCAUGCAAAGCAACGUGCCAAAAAACAACAAACAGGAGAAAAGGAGCGAGAGAGAGAGGGCGAGCGAGAGAGCGGACUGAAUAGGGCAGAAUGAGGAGUGACACCGGGAAGGAGGAAUACAAACAAAGAGGAUGGAGGGAUGAAACGGGGGCUAAAGUUCAUGGAUAUAACAAGGUGUCUGAAACAACGUGUGUGUGUGUGUGUGUGUUUGUGCAUGCCUGUGUGUGUGUCUUAUUUUCCUGUGUUAGAGUAGAGAUUUGUAAACGGUUAUUGAAUGAAUGUGGUGUCAUAGCAUAAGAGGGCACUUGAGCUUGAGAGAAAGACUUACAUAUAAUAUAUAUCAUGAGAGAGAGAGUGUGUGUAUUGCUGCCCUCUGCUGGUGAUACCAGGUAGUGCAGAUUGAGUUGAUUAACCUAAUUUCAAAAUGGUGCUAUUUUGUCCUCUCUUGGAUCCCAUAGGCCUGAAAUGGCAGGAGGAAUGACGAGGACAAGAGUGUGUUUGAAAGGUGUGUGUGUGUGUGUGUGUGUGUGUGUGUGUGUGUGUGUGUGUGUGUGCGUGUGUGUGUACACCACAGUUGUUUCAGAAAAACUGAGAUCUUUGUGACGUUUAGCCCUGUCUUCAUCCCUCUUCCAUCCCUUCAUCUCAUUGGCUGUCGGUGUGGCACCACUGGCCAAUCACAGCCCGGCCCUAGAGACAGUUAGUGUGGUUAGUUUCUCCUGCGUGUUCAGGUCCGAUGAUGCUAAUUAUCUUCGUGUUUUUUGACUAGGCUCGCUCUGAGAUGUCAUGUAAAAAAAAUUAUCUUGCUUCGAUCUAUUGGGAAAUGUAUCAGAAAUUGUUACUUUUUAUUUCUUUCUUUGACUCAUUGUAACUCAUGUCAUUUUUUUGUAAAGUUAUACAUACAUACAGUACAUAUACAUAUAUCAAUAUGUCUAUAUCUAUAUAUAGAUGUGUUGAUGUAUACUUCAACAUAAGGACCUGGACUAACCAUGAUAUAGUAUUCUGACAGGGUCCUUGCCAGAGUCCGUUCAUUACUUUUAUUUUGAAAGUGAUUUUGGUGCUUCGAUAUCCUCCUGGGAUUCUACCUAUGCCAACUUCUCGUGUGCGUCUGCCAACAUGCAACCGGCUAAUGUCUGGAAACACCUGAUAACCUGCUGUGACUCACAGCCACUACCUAACCACACAGAGCUAGAUGCAAGAUUGUAUGUCUAAACAUUGAUUGAUUCAUCAAAGCAAGAGCGUAGUGUCCUUAUGGAACGAGACAUGGCGCCUUUUCAAAGCAAGAGCGUAGUGUCCUCAAGGAACGAAAUGUUGAGCCUUUUCAAAGCAAGAGCGUAGUGUCCACAAGGAACGGGGCAUUGAGGCUUUUCAAAGUAAGUUCCCAGAAGGCGCUAUGGACUUCUCCUUGUUCGCACCUGAAUCAACUUAUCGGCGAAACACGUGCAUUCGACCUAAGCGCGGAUCUAAACAGCCGCAGAGGAAUAGAGUAAUAUGAAUGUUAAUGACUCAUAUCGGAUGUGUUUGCAUUAUAUUGCACUGAAUUGUACGCAAGUAUUUGUUUGUUUGCUUUUCGGUUUUUUAAUUACGUGAUUUAGCAGCGGACCAAAAAAGAAAACUGUCACUGUCCGUGUGUCGGUCGAGCAAGAUCUAAAAUGGAUCCUCCUUCAAGUCUGUUGCUCACCAACGCUCUGAUGUCAAAGUGUUAAAAACGUGUGUUAGUGUAAACGCAGAUAUCCACCGUGGUCGUUCCUAAACCAAAUGCAACCGAUGUCAGGCUGCCACCUGUAAAUGUAUGUGUCAAUCUUACAGCCGGUGUACGUUUUGAUGUGCGUAUGCAGUAACACAUUGGGAUCUGUCGGGUCGGCCCAUUGGUCGGGUGGUAUCUGUCGGUCAGACCGGUUGGUCGGUGACCUUAAAUGUGAGCCGGUGAGUUUGGAUGCAGUGAUUAGUUGGGAGAUGUCUGUUGUGGUUGUCGCAAAAUAACAUGCAGAACUUUUGCACUGAGCUAUUCGGCAAAGAACCCCUGACUACAGCAUAGAUGGACGAUUUUUACCUUUUCUAUAUUUUGGGAGGGCGAGGGGGCUGUCAUCGUAAAGGUAUUUAGAACGUUGGGGUAUGAUUUCAGGUUUUCCCUUGGAGAUAAUUUGAAGUCGUUGGUUGAAAUAAGAUGGAUUGCUGGUCUAAUUAGAAUGAAGGGAAGUGGAUUUAACUAUUAUCAACUUUUGGUUUUGAUUGGUUUGAAUCCCCAGUUCCUGGCCUGUAUGCAGUGUAGUCCUACCUUUAGUGAACAUCUGCUUAUUGGGGGAUCAUUUUCACGUGGUUAAACAUGACAAUUGUAGCCAGUGCGCUCAGAGAAGAGUGUCUGAUCAUGUGAUGGAAGGGGGGGGACUUCAUAGGAACUCUUAUUUUAUACAAUGCAACUAACAGUAAGGUUUACAUAUCAUUACGGCGCAGGUAGGGUUUAGACGGGAUCUCCCCUGACUAGCUGUAGGCAUCGCUACAGCUAGUCAGAAGACUUUGGGAAGUUGGUUGGGAGCUUAGAGGUCAAACCAACCAUAUGAUCCUAUGUAUUGAGAACCUUUAACAUGGCUUUGCCAAAAUCUCAGCCCACAUUCAGAAAGAAAACAUGACCUCCAUCAGCCCUGAAACAGGAAGGAACAGGAAGCGCGACAAGUCGACCCAUCAGGAAAGGGAAGAAACCUUGAGGAACACGCAAGAGUGAUCUACCCUUUUUAUCCCCUGGUCAUCUCGUAGUGCCAUUGCAGAAUAUUAGUGACGUUACAGCUCCUGUGUACAUUUCUAACCGGAGCGGCGCUUCUGUCUCUUGUUGCUAGUUGUCUUUCUAGAAUAUGUUAAGCCGGCUUUUAUCCUCUCCGACUUGAGGACAAAAAGCUAUGUAAAAAAUAACGUUAAUAGUUCGCAAUUCUUCUGGUCUUCUUUCAUCGUUGUCGAGUAUUUUGUGCUCUUAGACGCUUGCUGUGGUCGUCCCGUGUUUUCCUCUCUAGAACUAGGUAGUUUUUCCCCCCACAAAGCCCUCGUGAUACAUGUAGCCGAUUCAUGUGCGUCUAGCUUGUGUGGUCCUCGCUAUUUUACAAUAAUGCUAGCUGUGUAGUCUCGCAAUGUCACAAGAAAAACGUGCUUCUUAACAACUUUAGCGCUGUAUCUCCCCAACUCUCGCUUUCCUUUUCUGGUGUGAGUGUUGAUAGCUAGCUUUUCUAACUCUUUCUACCUUACCCGUUUAGCGUCCCCCCCCCCCCCCCCCCCCCCACUGGGCUUCUUGGAAGGGAAGUCAACUCUGCCGAUGUCAAGCUCAACGAUUUCAGAAUGUCGAUCAAAUUAGAACAAAGAAGGGAACACCGCCUCUAACGUGUAGGUCCUUUUUGUUAAAAUGAACCCAGUCAUGUCAAUAUUUUUCUUUCAUUUUCUAUCUUUUCCAAAUGGAUUUGGAAAAUGUUGGUAAGAUUAAAAAUAAAAGUUUGGAGCUUUG
Messenger RNA from Gadus macrocephalus (Pacific cod), 6991 nucleotides. Its product is annotated as phosphatidylinositol-binding clathrin assembly protein. The record is from RefSeq and is a predicted model, not a curated record. Gene Ontology annotation, molecular function: phosphatidylinositol-4,5-bisphosphate binding; 1-phosphatidylinositol binding; SNARE binding. NCBI's taxonomy places the organism in Eukaryota, Metazoa, Chordata, Actinopteri, Gadiformes, Gadidae. Gene Ontology annotation, biological process: synaptic vesicle budding from presynaptic endocytic zone membrane; clathrin coat assembly; clathrin-dependent endocytosis. Gene Ontology annotation, cellular component: synaptic vesicle; extrinsic component of presynaptic endocytic zone membrane; clathrin-coated vesicle.